GUCGACGUCAAUAGAAAAGGUCAGACUGUACGCUCCCGAUGCGGCGAUCAUCAAAGCACUGGCCAACACCGGCAUCGGAAUCGUCAUCGGCACCACCAACAGCGACGUUCCGGCAAUGGCGUCCGAUCCGAAUAUCGCCAAGACUUGGGUUGCUUCCAACUUAGUUCCUUUCUAUCCUUCCAGCAACAUCAUACUCAUCACCGUCGGCAACGAGGUCAUGACCUCCGGCGACCGGAAUCUGAUGAAUCAGCUCUUGCCGGCGAUGCAGAAUCUCCAGAACGCCCUCAAUGCGGCUUCCCUCGGCGGGAAGGUUAAGGUCUCGACGGCUCAUUCCAUGUCGGUGUUGAAGCAAUCUGACCCACCGUCGUCCGGUAGCUUCGAUCCGAGUUUGGGCGAUUUGAUGAAGGGGAUUUUAGGGUUCAAUAGUGCCAAUGGUUCGCCAUUCACAAUCAAUCCAUACCCUUUCUUUGCUUACAAGAGUAAUCCCAAACCCGAUGUUUUGGAUUAUGCCUUGUUUCGAACCAACUCACCACGAGUCGACUCGGGCAACAACCUCAAGUACACAAACAUGUUUGAUGCUCAAGUGGACGCGGUUCGAUCUGCAAUGAAUUCUAUGGGCUUCAAAGAUGUUGAGAUUGUGGCUGCCGAGACGGGUUGGGCACACCAAGGAGACAGCAACGAGGCUGGCGCAAGCGUUGAGAAUGCCAAGGCUUACAUUGGCAAUUUGAUUGCACAUCUUAGGUCAAUGGUUGGAACCCCAUUGAUGCCAGGGAAAUCAGUGGAUACAUAUAUAUUUGCGUUGUAUGAUGAGAACCUUAAGCCUGGACCAGGUUCUGAGAGAGCAUUUGGGCUAUUCAAGCCUGAUUUAACCAUGAAUUAUGAUGUUGGCCUUUCCAAGAAUGGGCAGACUACGAAAGCAGCAUGGUGUGUACCUAAGAUAGGUGCAUCAAAUGCCCAAUUGCAAGCAAAUUUGGACUAUGCUUGCGGACAACACAUUGAUUGCAGUCCGAUUCAACCAGGCGGAGCUUGUUUCGAACCAAACACUCUUUACUCACAUGCCGCUUAUGCCAUGAAUCUCUUCUACCAAACUGCUGGCAGGAAUCCAUGGAACUGUGAUUUCUCACAAACAGCCAUGCUGUCAUCGAAUAAUCCUAGUUAUAAUGGGUGCACCUACCCUGGUGGGAGUACUAAUGAUGUUGGCCAAUCCCAGACUAGCAAGGUGAAAAGCAAGAGGCCAAAGACUCUAAAGACAAGCUCCAAAUUAGAGAGUAAUAAUGCAGCAUGGUGUGUGCCUAAGAUAGGUGCAUCAGACGCCCAAUUGCAAUCAAAUUUGGACUAUGCUUGUGGACAAGGCAUUGAUUGCAGUCCAAUUCAACCAGGUGGAGCUUGUUUCGAACCAAACACUCUUUACUCACACGCUGCUUAUGCCAUGAAUCUCUUCUACCAAACUGCUGGCAGGAAUCCAUGGAACUGUGAUUUCUCACAAACAGCCGUGCUCUCAGUGAAUAAUCCUAGUUAUAGUGGGUGCGCUUACCCUGGUGGGAGUACUAAUUUUGGUGGCCUUUCCCAGACUAGCGAGGUGAAAAUUCAUGGUGGGAGUACUAAUGUUGGUGGUCUUUCCCAGACUAGCAAGACUCCAGUGAAAAGCAUCAAAUUAGAGAGUAAUAAUGCAGCAUGGUGUGUGCCUAAGAUAGGCACAUCAGACGCUCAAUUGCAAUCAAAUUUGGACUAUGCUUGCGGACAAGGCAUUGAUUGCAGUCCCAUUCAACCUGGUGGAGCUUGUUUCGAACCAAACACUCUUUACUCACACGCCGCUUAUGCCAUGAAUCUCUUCUACCAAACUGCUGGCAGGAACCCAUGGAAUUGUGAUUUCUCACAAACAGCCAUGCUCUCAUCGAAUAAUCCUAGUUAUUCUGGGUGCACUUACCGUGGCGGGAGCACCUGAGAGCACUUUUUAGAAUAAAAAGAUAAUUUUGGCAGGCAUUUAUUAUUGUUCGUGUUCUUCAAUAAGUGAAGGUAUAUUCUUCUACUAGUAGAAUAGGGAGAUCGAUUGUGGAUAGAGUUAAAUGGAGAAGGAAUAUAAGUGAUUAGCUGCUGCACUGUUUGUAAUAUGAUUUGUAUUGUUAGUAUAUCGGUUCACUGUAGAAAUUUGAACUUCUAUAUGUAUAUUAGAAGCUAGUGACAUAGGUUAAGAGAAUUGAUGUUGUUGGCUUCUGAACAUCAAUUUUUUAUCCAUCUGAUCAGUAAUGUAUGUGAAUCCGAAGGAAUAAACCGGAUGUUAUUUGUGAAUUUGACUCUUAAGCAAAACUGCUCAC
This is a messenger RNA of Cornus florida, 2315 nucleotides long. Its product is annotated as glucan endo-1,3-beta-D-glucosidase-like. NCBI's taxonomy places the organism in Eukaryota, Viridiplantae, Streptophyta, Magnoliopsida, Cornales, Cornaceae. Gene Ontology annotation, biological process: carbohydrate metabolic process. Gene Ontology annotation, molecular function: hydrolase activity, hydrolyzing O-glycosyl compounds. The coding region runs from base 116 to 1945 and encodes 609 amino acids. The transcript is spliced from 8 exons. The record is from RefSeq and is a predicted model, not a curated record.